Messenger RNA from Aspergillus alliaceus, 2009 nucleotides. Its product is annotated as splicing factor u2af large subunit. The transcript has 8 exons. Gene Ontology annotation, cellular component: U2AF complex; nucleus; commitment complex. NCBI's taxonomy places the organism in Eukaryota, Fungi, Ascomycota, Eurotiomycetes, Eurotiales, Aspergillaceae. Bases 147 to 1820 code for a protein of 557 amino acids. The record is from RefSeq and is a predicted model, not a curated record. Gene Ontology annotation, biological process: mRNA processing. Gene Ontology annotation, molecular function: pre-mRNA 3'-splice site binding; poly-pyrimidine tract binding.
AAAGCAUCCUCUCCUGCCAUCUUGCAUUGGUGGUCAUCUGCCUUGUUGCCCUUCUAUUUGUCUACACCUUGAAUUCGAAGGGUGUUUCUUUUUGUUUGUUUAUCACCGGAAAGUAAAAUCACGGAGCAAAGAUUUCUGAGCUCAUUAUGAACGGCGAUACUUAUUCGUCCAGAGACUCUGGUCGGUCCAGGGACUACUACCGCGACGAGCGGCGAGAGCGCGGGGAUAGAGGAGAUAGAGGAGAUAGAGGAGGAGACAGAAGACAUACGUACUCGUCGAGCCGUGACUAUCGCGCCAGAGAACGAGAGGACCGCUACUCCAGCCGGAGGGAUGAUCGCGAAUGGGAUCGAGACCGCGGCGAACGUGGGGAUCGUGGCGACCGUGGCGACCGUGGCGAUCGCCGACGCAGAGAUUAUGAUGACCGGUCGUCUCGACGCGAUCGGGAACGAGGUGACUUGUUCGAGGAAAGACCUAGACGAGACGGUAGAGAUCGCGACCGCGAGCGUGAGCGCGGCGCCGGCGGCGGCAGCAGCGGCGGCGACAGGAGAGAGAGGCGGAGGAGUGCGUCGCCACCUCGGAAGAGGGAAGCGACGCCCGAUUUGACAGAAGUACUGUCGGUCUUGCAACGUAAACGUCGUCUAACGCAGUGGGAUAUCAAGCCUCCUGGUUACGAGAAUGUGACUGCGGAGCAGGCCAAGUUGUCAGGCAUGUUCCCUCUUCCCGGUGCCCCAAGACAGCAACCGAUGGAUCCUAGUCGUUUGCAGGCUUUCAUGAGCCAGCCCGGUGCUGGAACCGCAGAGAGCGCCUCCUUGAAACCAUCCAAUUCUCGCCAGGCCAAGCGUUUGUUCGUCUAUAAUCUCCCUCCGACUGCCACGGGAGAGAGCUUGCUGUCUUUCUUUAACGUUCAGCUCAACGGUCUUAAUGUUGUCCACAGCGUGGAUCCUUGUAUCUCUGCCCAAGUAUCCGAAGAUCAUUCUUUUGCGCUCCUUGAAUUUAAGACGCCCAACGACACUACCGUUGCGCUUGCUUUCGAUGGAAUCACAAUGGACGAACAUGAAGCUGCCGGAAAUGGAGCGGCGAACGGGGCGCCCACAGGGCUUGAAGUGCGACGACCCAAAGAUUAUAUCCUUCCCAGCGUCAGUGAGCAGGAAUACCAGGAGGGUGUGUUGCUGAACGAAGUUCCCGACUCGCCUAAUAAGAUUUGUGUGUCCAACAUUCCUCAUUAUAUUCCGGAGGAGCCUGUUACGAUGCUUCUAAAGUCAUUCGGGGAGCUGAAGUCUUUUGUUUUGGUUAAGGAUAGCUCUACAGAGGAGUCCCGGGGAAUCGCAUUCUGCGAGUAUGCUGAUCCGAACGCUACGAGCAUCGCCGUAGAGGGACUCAACGGCAUGGAGCUGGGUGACAGGCACCUCAAGGUUGCGCGCGCCAGUAUUGGAACGACGCAAGCCGCCGGACUUGAUAUGGGUGUUAAUGCCAUGUCCAUGUUUGCUAAGACCACAUCUCAGGAUCUGGAGACCAGCCGUGUGCUGCAGCUGCUGAACAUGGUGACGCCAGAGGAACUGAUGGACGGGGAUGAUUACGAAGAAAUUUGCGACGAUGUGCGCGACGAGUGUUCCAAGUAUGGCCAGGUGCUUGAAUUAAAGAUUCCCCGCCCUUCCGGCGGCAGCAGGCAGUCUCCCGGUGUUGGCAAGAUUUUUGUCAAGUUCGACUCGGUGGAAUCGACAACAAACGCGCUGAAGGCGCUUGCGGGCAGGAAAUUCUCUGAUAGGACCGUAGUGACGACCUACUUCUCCGAGGAGAACUUUGAUGUGAACGCUUGGUAGUGUAGAAUUGAGGGAUGGGAAUGAACAUUGUUGCAUUGUUCUAUUGCUUCUAUGUUAUCAUCUGAGAUGCUUAAUCGAUCAGAUACCCUGGUUUGACUGGACCUGGCGUAGGUUUGUCGGGCUGGGGGUUAUAUUUUACUGCGUGUGUAUCAUAGCGAGAAUAUGAAAUUGAAGUGUAUCACUUAAUGU